Messenger RNA from Anguilla rostrata (American eel), 1852 nucleotides. It is a transcript of the gene rpusd1, whose product is annotated as RNA pseudouridine synthase domain containing 1. Gene Ontology annotation, biological process: enzyme-directed rRNA pseudouridine synthesis. The transcript has 6 exons. NCBI's taxonomy places the organism in Eukaryota, Metazoa, Chordata, Actinopteri, Anguilliformes, Anguillidae. The coding region runs from base 150 to 1043 and encodes 297 amino acids. The record is from RefSeq and is a predicted model, not a curated record. Gene Ontology annotation, molecular function: RNA binding; pseudouridine synthase activity.
UGAUUGGUGCUUUCCCUUAAUAUGGCAUGACAGUUCCUGUUACGUGUGCCAUGGCUAUGUUUGUACACUAACACAAUGUGCUCAGACACGGGGACUGCAAUGAAAUAAACCUCAGGAGCCUUUUAAUAAACAAAACGGUCAGCGCGAGCAUGGAGCCAGCCAGCCUGGAGAACCUGCGCGUGCUGUAUCACAGUCCUGACUUCAUUGUGGUCAACAAGCACUGGGACAUCCGUAUCGACAGCAAGAUGUGGUACGAGAAGCAGACCGUGCAGAGCCAGCUGCGACACCGCUUCCCUGAGCUGGCCGACCCUGGUACAUACUACGGAUUCAGGUUUUGUCACCAGCUGGAUUUCUCCACCAGUGGAGCGCUGUGUGUGGCCCUGAACAAGGCUGCUGCUGGGAAGGCGUACCGCUGCUUCAAGGAACGCCUGGUGACCAAGGCCUACCUCGCUCUGGUCAGAGGGUUGGUGGACUGUGGCAGGAUGACUCUGGAUUUCUCCAUUGGUAAAAACACCUCAGAGGGGAAGACCCACAUGAUGUGCAUAGCAGGAGCGGAGGGCUGUGAGAACCCCAAGCCGUGCCAGACGGAGCUUCAGGUGCUGGAGUAUGGCUCGUACAGUGGAGACCCGGUCACCAAAGUCCUGCUGCAGCCUCUCACUGGCCGGACACACCAGCUCAGAGUGCACUGCAGCGCAAUCGGUCACCCCAUCGUGGGCGACUUCACGUACAGCCUGCGGACGGACAGCGCCCCCUACCGCAUGAUGCUGCACGCGUACCUGCUGCGCAUCCCGCUGGACCCCGAGCCCGUGGAGGUCACCGCACCGGACCCCUUCCUGCCGUCGCUCGACCCCCACUGGGCCCCUCAGAGCCAGCUCUGCACGUUAGAGGCUGCCCUGCUGGGCCUGCUGCAGCCUGCCGUGGGGGAGGGGGAGGAGCAGAGCCCACGGCAUUCUGGGAUAGAGAAGAGAAAGAGCCCCCCAGUGGAGACGGAAGAACAGAUUGCCCAGUGCCAGCAGUGGCUGUGUGAGUGGGGUAUGGACUGAACACACAGACACACACACACACACGUGUGCGCAUACACACACAUACGCUCAUACACAAACUUGCACACAGUGGUAGAUUUCCCUUCCUCCUGCAGCUCUAGAUCACUGCAGUUAUUUCCCAUUUCUCCCCCUGUGAUGUGAAAUGGUGUCUUUGCCUUUUACCCCUCCUGGGGGUGGGGCAGUAGGGUGGAGCUGGGCAGUGCAGUGGUGUUGGGCAGACCAGAGCAGGGCGGAAUGGUGUAUCAGUGUUUAUUCAACCUCCUCAGCACCAGGACAUUGCUUUUAAAUAUUUUAAUCAGCCUGACAUCAGAAGUUGUUGACUAUACUGUACAAAGUACAUAACAUAUGAGGACAUGUGAAUAAAUGGGUCAUGUGCAAGCUAAUUUACAAAACUAUAUUUUGAAACACAGUGGCCUGUGUUGACAAUUUUAUAUUUUAGGCUAAAGGAAGACCAGUUAUGUUGGCAUGUUUGAGUGAAAAUGAAAGGUUUCUGCACACAACGCACACGUGCCUGAGGGUGUCAUGUGACCUUUUUUAUGGGCUGUCUAGGAAAGAGACACUGUACGCAUGCCUGGCACCUGUAUCCAUCAUUCUUUGUGAAUAUGUCUGGUUUUUCGGAAAUUUAGAAGACGAUGUAAUAUAAACAAUUUUGGAAAUAGAGUUUGCAAGCAGCCUUGGAGGCCUCUAAUCCCUGUUCAACCCAAUAAACAUCCCAAAAUGAUUCAAAACUACAUCAGACCUACAACCCGAGUGCGAAGUUUGGAACUUUUAUAACCAGCACUGAGGAAGAAAUGGCUGAACACCAUGUA